AAGAAAAUCAUCAACAACCCGUCCGAAUCCGUAGACGAAUUCAUUCAAGGUCUUCUUCUACAGUAUCCGAACAAGCUCGUAAAACUCCAGAACCACCACGUUUUACUCGCUUCAUCGACCCCUCAAAAUUCCGUGCAGCUAAUUUCUGGAGGCGGCAGUGGCCACGAACCCAGUCACGCCGGUUGGUUGGGCACUGGUAUGUUAAGUGCGGCAGUGUGCGGUGGUAUCUUUGCGUCACCUUCUGUUUCUAGUAUUCUGGCGGCGAUCCGUGCCGUGUCGAAAAAGACGUGUGCAAGUGGAGUGUUGCUGGUAAUCAAAAACUAUACCGGCGAUCGACUCAAUUUCGGUAUGGCAGCGGAAAAGGCCAAUCAGGAAGGAAUUCCGACGCAAAUGGUGGUCGUGGCCGACGACUGCGCUUUGCCUCGUGCCAAGGGCAUUACCGGAUCAAGGGGUGUUGCAGGAACUGUACUGGUGCACAAGAUUGCGGGUGCAGCAUCGGCUAGUGGUCGUGAUCUGGAGCAAGUGCUUGCAUUGGCGCGUUUGACGUGCUCGCGGAUGGGGACCCUGGGCGUCGCCAUGGGAUCCGUGACCGUACCCGGUGCCGAUACGAUCAACGACAGGCUUGACGAAAAGACGAUUGAAAUUGGACUCGGGAUACACGGUGAAGCUGGGAUGAAGCAGUCCCCGCUUUUGACGGCGGAUGAGAUGGCGCGGGAAAUGAUCGACAAAAUUCAAAGUCACGGGCGUGUGGAGGAGCGCGAUGGAACUAAAACCGUCAUUCCGUUAUUCGAAAAGGGUGACGAAGUCGUGGUGCUCGUAAACAAUUUAGGAGGCACGUCCAAUUUUGAAAUGUCUAUUUUAGCGCGAUCUACGGUCAAAUUGCUGGAAAGCGAGGACUUUGGAGCCAAGGCAACCCGGGUUUUAGUCGGAAGCUUCAUGACGUCGUUCGAUAUGCACGGAGCCUCGAUUACAAUUCUCAACGUUGAAAACCAGCCCGAGCUUUUGGAAUUGUUGGAUGCCCAGACGGAAGCUGUGGCUUGGACGACUACUGAUGUUUGGAAGACAGGAACUACACGUCCAUCGGCGAACGAAGUCCCGGAAGUUCUUGUGGAAAACGAUGCCAGCUUGCUGCAGAAGCCCCCACUUUCAGUGGAAGGAUUUCCGACAAUCGCAGGAGCAUUGCUCAAGAAGGCUGCUGCCAAGAUUGUAGAAUCGGAGCCCCUCCUGACAAAAUACGAUACUAUCGUUGGUGACGGAGACUGUGGUAUCACCAUGAAACGCGGAGCUACCGAAAUUCAGGAGCGUCUGGAAAAACAAAUCAUUCCCCUCGACCACCCAGUUACCAUGUUUGACGCCCUCGCUGAUGCGAUAUCAGCGUCGAUGGGAGGAACUUCUGGUGUUUUACUGGAGUUGAUGUUUCGAAAAAUAAGUUCGACGCUUUGCCGAGCGGAAUCUAUUGGCACGAUUGAACUCUGUGAGUCUUUUCGAGCUGGUGUGGAAGCAGUCAGUUUGGUCGGAGGCGCCCAAGUUGGCUCUCGUACGAUGCUAGAUGCCUUGGUGCCAGCGGCAUCUACUUUAGUGGAGACGCAGAGUUUGACCGAGGCGGCGACCAAGGCCCGGGAAGGAGCCGUUUCCACAUCAGCCAUGAAGUCGGCCAGCGCCGGACGGUCCAAUUAUCUCAAUGAAAAUUCCUUGAGUGGUACCCCAGAUCCCGGGGCGGAAGCGGUGGCA
Messenger RNA from Phaeodactylum tricornutum CCAP 1055/1, 1731 nucleotides. RefSeq names its product 2-phosphoglycerate dehydratase. Gene Ontology annotation, biological process: glycerol catabolic process. The record is from RefSeq and is a predicted model, not a curated record. The transcript has a single exon. NCBI's taxonomy places the organism in Eukaryota, Bacillariophyta, Bacillariophyceae, Surirellales, Neidiaceae. Gene Ontology annotation, cellular component: cytosol. Gene Ontology annotation, molecular function: glycerone kinase activity. The annotation marks the transcript as partial.